GGACCUCCAGCUUCCUCACUGGGCGCAGCAUACAGGUCGUUAUCGACGGUUAUUGCUCGAAUCCCAAGCCCGUGAACGCUGGAGUGCCCCAAGGCUGUGUGCUAUCUCCCACGCUGUUUCUUCUGCAUAUCAAUGAUAUGUUGGACACCGCCAACAUGCAUUGCUAUGCGGACGACAGCACUGGUGAUGCCGUAUACACGGGCCAUGCAGGUCUCUCUCGGGAAAACGUCGACCAGUGCCGGGAGAAACUUGUGUCUUCUAUCGAGUCCUCUCUCGAGAAGGUCGCGGAAUGGGGUAAGUUGAACCUUGUCCAAUUUAACCCCCAGAAGACUCAAGUUUGCGCGUUUACCACUAAAAAAACCCCAUUUGCCGUAUCACCGCUCUUCGAGAACAUUUCCCUUAAAGCCUCGCCUAGUAUCGGAAUAUUGGGUCUCGAAAUCUCGAGCAAUUGCCAAUUCCGUGGCCAUCUGGAGGGCAAAGCCAAACUGGCUUCAAAGAAACUGGGCGUCAUAAAUAGAGCACGGCAAUACUUCAAGCCGGCCCACAUUCUAGCGCUCUACAAAGCGCAGGUCCGGCCUCACAUGAAGUAUUGCUGUCAUCUCUGGUCUGGCGCACCCCAGUAUCAGCUCGAUCCAUUUGACCGCGUGCAACGCAGAGCAGCUCGAAUUGUCGGGGACGGAGUACUCUGUGAACGGCUGGAUCACUUGGCGUUGCGUAGAGACGUCGCUUCAUUGUGUGUCUUCUACCGCAUUUAUCACGGGGAGUGUUCCGAAGAUCUGUUCAACCUGAUUCCUGCCGCCGAAUUUCACCUUCGCACGACACGCCACAAGUUACGAUAUCAUCCCCACCAUCUGGAUGUGUGGCGGUCCUCCACAGUGCGGUUUUCAAGGAGCUUUCUUCCUCGUACCACGAAGCUGUGGAAUGAGCUUCCUUGUGCGGUGUUUCCGGGACGAUACGACAUGGGUACCUUCAAGAAAAGCGCGUACACCUUCCUUAAAGGCCGGCAACGCUCCUGUGAUUCCUCUGGUGUUGCAGGAGAGUGUGGGCGGCGGUGAUCACUUAACACC
Messenger RNA from Leptidea sinapis, 1067 nucleotides. RefSeq lists its product as uncharacterized. The coding region runs from base 138 to 1055 and encodes 305 amino acids. The record is from RefSeq and is a predicted model, not a curated record. The transcript is spliced from 2 exons. Lineage: Eukaryota; Metazoa; Arthropoda; Insecta; Lepidoptera; Pieridae.